GAUACUAUUAUUUCUCUCUUUGCCGGAAUAAACCAACCAAGGCUUUCUUAUCAGUAGCAGAGCGAUUCAUAUCAGAGAGACGGACACGUGUUGCCCUCCAUAUCUGAUUCUUUUUUUCCCGCCAAAACCUCGAGAUAUUCAUGACGGAUAAUACAUCCAACACAUCAUCAAUCCGCUCUAUCCUGGAGCAAGAGAAGCUUAGUGGAGAGAAUUUUCUAGAUUGGUACAAAAACCUGAGGACAGUCCUUGAGCAUGAAGGAAAGUUUUAUGUUUUUGAAACAAUUCUUCCUCAACCACCUACGGUAGAUUCUACCAUGGCUGAAAAGGCUGCCUAUAAGAAGCAUGAAAAUGAUGUCUUAGACGUUUCUUGGCUGAUAUUUGCCAGCAUGACUCCAGAGAUUCAGCUUCUCCAUGAGGAUAAGAACGCAUUUGAUAUGAUUGAGACUAUGAAGCACCGUUACCAACGAGAAAUUAGGCAAGAGAGGUUUGAACUCUCUAAGACCUUAUUUCGUUGUAAAUUUUCGCCACAAAAAGAAACUGUUGAAGUUCAUGUUCAAGAAAUGAUAGGCUACCUUGAAAGACUUGAGAACUUGGGAUAUCCUUUGGGCCAAGAGUUGGCGACUGAUUUAAUUCUUCAAUCGUUGCCUGCUAGUCUAUGUCAAUAUAUCAUGGACACUAAAUUGAAUGAAAUUGACAAAUCCCUGCCAAAUCUACUUCAAAUAAUAAAGGAUUCUGAGAAAGAAAUCGGUAAAAUUAGUCCCGACAUAUCUUCGAUCACACAAGGUUUGAAACCAACAGGUAGCGUGGCCGAAGAAGGAAAUUGUUUUCAUUGUGGCGAAAAGUUUCACUGGACAGGAGGAAAUUGCAAUGUCUACUCUGAAGAAUUACAGGAUAAUAAUGAAGGGGUCAUUUGUAUUUCAGGGACUAGAGAAUUACAAUGUGCAGCAAAGGAAUGCGAGUUGCAUAAGCGUAAGGCAGAGGUAGAAGCUGAGUUUACACCGGCACCGAAGUGUUUCCACAAGUUGGAGAACAACAUUGCUGGCAAGAGUCCCACUAAAGGUCCAUUGCCUAAGAAAGGCCAAUCCUCAAAGGCGAUUCAUGUGGCUGGCAGUAACCAGACCAAGCCUAAUUUUAGAUUUAAAUUAUGCGACAGUUGUGGGAGACAUCAUCCUGGAGAGUGCUGGGUACAUAGUGGAGCUUGUUUAGGAUGUGGACAGAUUGGCCACUUUCGCAGAAACUGCCCGACCAACCCAGGUGAGCCCUUUUCUAAAGCACGAACCCAAGGAAAGUAGCAAAGCCGGAAUGGUUGGUACAUUUUCACUCUUCAACAUUGAUGUGCUUUAACGUUAUGUUUGGUUCAAGGAUUUUGAUAGAAAAAAGAAAAGAAAAUGUAUUUC
This is a messenger RNA of Cuscuta campestris, 1397 nucleotides long. The record is from the annotation of a GenBank genome assembly. NCBI's taxonomy places the organism in Eukaryota, Viridiplantae, Streptophyta, Magnoliopsida, Solanales, Convolvulaceae.